UCCUCUCUCUCUCUCUCUCUCUCUCUCUCUCUCUCUCUCUCUCUCUAGAUUCUCUCUCUAGGCCACCUUCUCCUCGACUCCUUCCGCCGUCCCCCACUAGCACAGAGCCCAAUGCGGAGCAAACCCUAGUGUGCCCCCACCACCGCGGCACCGCCUGAUCUCGCGCGGCCAUGGGGAACUGCUGCCGGUCGCCGGCGGCCGCGGCGAGGGAGGACGUGAAGACGUCGCACUUCCCGGCCUCUGCAGGCGGCGGCGGCGGGAAGAAGAAGCCUCACCAGGCGCGGAACGGGGGAGGAGGGGCGGGAGGGGGAGGGGGAGGCGGGGAGAAGAAGCGGCUGUCGGUGCUCGGGGAGGAGGGGUGCGAGGUGAGCGGCGGGAUCGAGGAGAAGUACGCGCUGGACAGGGAGCUGGGGCGGGGGGAGUUCGGGGUGACGUACCUGUGCAUGGAUCGGGGCACGCGGGAGCUGCUCGCGUGCAAGUCGAUCUCGAAGCGGAAGCUGCGGACGCCGGUGGACGUGGAGGACGUGCGGCGGGAGGUGGCCAUCAUGCGGCACCUGCCCAAGAGCGCCAGCAUCGUGUCGCUGCGGGAGGCGUGCGAGGACGACGGCGCCGUGCACCUAGUCAUGGAGCUGUGCGAGGGAGGGGAGCUGUUCGACCGCAUCGUCGCGAGGGGCCACUACACGGAGCGCGCGGCGGCCGCGGUCACGCGCACCAUCGUCGAGGUCGUGCAGCUCUGCCACCGCCACGGUGUGAUCCACCGGGACCUCAAGCCCGAGAACUUCCUCUUCGCCAACAAGAAAGAGAAUUCCCCACUCAAGGCCAUCGACUUCGGCCUCUCCAUCUUCUUCAAGCCUGGUGAAAAAUUUUCUGAAAUUGUGGGGAGUCCAUAUUACAUGGCUCCUGAAGUGCUGAAGAGAAAUUAUGGGCCUGAAAUAGACAUAUGGAGUGCUGGUGUCAUCUUGUAUAUUUUGUUAUGCGGAGUUCCCCCAUUUUGGGCUGAGACUGAACAAGGAGUGGCACAAGCUAUACUUCGUGGAAAUAUAGAUUUUAAGCGAGAACCAUGGCCCAAUGUGUCUGAUAAUGCUAAAGAUCUAGUUCGGCAGAUGCUUCAGCCUGACCCAAAACUCCGGCUAACAGCAAAGCAAGUUCUUGAGCAUACCUGGCUUCAAAAUGCUAAGAAGGCUCCUAAUGUUCCACUUGGAGAUAUUGUAAAGUCAAGGCUGAAACAGUUUUCAAGGAUGAACAGAUUCAAAAGAAGAGCUCUAAGGGUUAUUGCUGAUCACUUAUCAGCUGAAGAGGUUGAGGACAUAAAGGACAUGUUCAAGGUGAUGGAUACCGAUAAUGAUGGUAUAGUCUCUUAUGAAGAGUUAAAGAGUGGAAUCGCAAAAUUUGGUUCCCAUCUUGCAGAAUCUGAAGUGCAAAUGCUUAUUGAAGCUGUGGACACAAAUGGUAGGGGAGCACUAGAUUAUGGUGAAUUUUUGGCCGUUUCACUACAUUUACAAAGGAUGGCAAACGAUGAGCACCUCCGGCGAGCCUUCCUAUUUUUCGACAAGGAUGGCAAUGGCUAUAUUGAGCCCGAGGAGCUUCAGGAGGCUCUGGUGGAGGAUGGGGCAGCUGAUAUAAUGGAAGUGGUGAAGGACAUACUGCAAGAGGUUGACACUGACAAGGAUGGCAAAAUUAGCUACGAAGAAUUUGUAGCAAUGAUGAAGACCGGAACAGAUUGGAGAAAGGCAUCACGGCAUUAUUCAAGAGGCCGUUUCAACAGCCUUAGCAUAAGGCUUAUAAAGGAUGGAUCUGUAAAAUUGGGUAAUGAGCUUGCGUUUUGGGCGAGAUCGCCGGGCAUGUCGGCGCUGGGCGCGGAGGGGGCGGCGAUGGGCUUCCUCCCGCCCACCGAGCACGGCUUCGCGCGUUCGCCGCCCGCGCUUCGGGAGGAGGAGGAUGAGGAGGUCCUCGCGGCGCGUUCGUCCGCCGAUCGGGGCGGUCGUGACGGCGCGGGCUCCGGCGACCCGGAGCUGCCGCCAUUGCGGAUGCCCACCUCCUACGCGGCGCUCGGUGGCGCGCUCGACGCCAGCCCUGCUGGCUCCAGCUCCUCCUCCGACUCCUUCGUCAGCAUGAGCUCCACGCUCUCAGGGCUGCUGAAUCCGUACGGUGUGUGGUCGCCGCGCGCGCCGUCGGAGGCGUCGUCCUCGGAGAUGGAGUUCGGCACCGCGCGCGAGUACGACACCACCGACCUCUUCUUCGGCGAGAAUUGGCUCUACGACGACCACCUUUUCCACGGCAAAUCGGGCGACGACAAGAGCGACGAUGGCGACGGGGAGGACAAGUUCAUCGUUGGCGCUGACUCUCGUGCCCAGUGGAGCGAAGCACGUGAGCUCGCAGAUGGCGGUGGCCGACACCAAGUGCACAGGAAAGCCAAUGCUGAUGCCGCAGUGUAUACCUGCUCCUCAGCGCCCUGCAGUUGCUGCUACGGAGUGGGGAAGAGUGAUGAAUUGUUGAAGGAUUCUUGCUCCGCUGUGUAUGGGAGGUACCUGAUCAUGGAUGACCAGACAGAGUUGCUGGAUGAGUGUAAUGCAGAUGCAUUCCUGUUCAGACGGGAUGGAGAUGCCAUGCUGAGAAGUGAACAAGCAAUGGAUUUGAAAGGUGAAGAUAUCGAGUUGCUGGAUAUGAGUACGGUGGAGAAGGAGCUUCAGAUGCUCAGUCCGUAUUUGGCUAUGGCAGAUGCUCUUCAGAAGCCUGAGCUUGAACAUGAUUCCAGUGGCAACGGUGAAUUAGAUAUUAACAUUGUUAAGAACGAGAAAACUGUCGAUGACAAAGAGCUUCUAAAAAAUAGUUACAGCAUACAUUCUUUUCCUGAGAUAGGUGACCCUCUAGAUGUUUAUGAGACAGAGGACUUUGGACGAACAGAUACAGGCGCUCAAAAUUCUACAACCACUAAAAUAGAGGAAGAUGCGAGAACAGAUAUUGAUCUUGCACUUUCUAAAUUUCAUGAAGAAUAUGAGGUAUUUGAGCUGAGAAUUUUUCAUCGGAAGAACAGGACUGGUUUUGAGGAAAACAAAGAGUUCCCUAUUGUCAUGAACUCAGUUGUAGGCGGAAGAUAUCGCAUCACUGAGUAUCUCGGCUCAGCUGCUUUUAGCAAGGUUGUACGGGCACAUGAUCUUUGGACAGGAAUGGAUGUCUGCCUGAAAAUAAUAAAAAACGACAAGGAUUUCUUUGACCAGAGCUUGGACGAGAUAAAACUCCUUAAAUUUGUAAACAAAUACGAUCCUGAUGAUGAACAUCAUAUAUUGCGUCUCUACGAUUUUUUCUACUAUCAGGAACAUCUUUUCAUUGUCACUGAAUUGCUACGGGCGAAUCUGUAUGAAUUUCAAAAAUAUAACCAAGAGUCUGGUGAUGAAGUGUACUUUUCAUUGCACAGAAUACAGGCUAUAGCCCGACAAUGCUUGGAAGCUUUGGUGUAUUUGCAUCAUUUAAAUAUCGUUCACUGCGACCUUAAACCAGAGAAUAUCCUCAUGAAGAGUUACAGUAGAUGUGAAAUUAAGGUUAUUGAUCUUGGAAGCAGUUGCUUCUUGACAGACAAUUUAAGCUUAUAUGUCCAGUCACGUUCUUACAGAGCCCCCGAGGUCAUUCUAGGUCUUCCAUACGAUCAGAAGAUUGACAUUUGGUCUCUCGGCUGCAUCUUGGCUGAGCUGUACACCGGUGAAGUGCUCUUUCCUAAUGAAUCAGUACAAAUAAUUCUUGCUCGGAUGAUGGGGACAAUUGGUCCGAUUGACACGGAAAUGCUUGCACUGGGACAAGACACUCAGAAGUACUUUACAGAAGACCAUGACCUGUUCCACAGGAAUGAGGAGACGGAUCAGUUGGAAUACUUGAUCCCAGAGAAGACCUCCUUGAGGCGUCGCUUGCAAUGCCCGGACACAAAAUUUGUUAAAUUUCUCUCUUACCUGUUACAAAUCAACCCCAGAAAGAGACCAACAGCCAGUGAGGCAUUGCAGCAUCCAUGGCUUUCAUACGUGUAUCGUUGAGAUGUCAACCCGAUAUCUGUACACAGGAGGGAUCGCUUUUUGUAAGUUCCAUUUGCACCAGGAUUUGGCUUUUCGUUUUUUUCAGGGCAAUCCUUGGCAUCGAGACCCUGUUUUGCGAGGUGAACGCAAACUUGUUCGUGCAUGUAAAUAUGAGAAGGGAAAAAAAAUCCCUGUUGCAUCUGUACAGUUGCCAUUUUCUCUGAUGUACUUCACCCAACUCAUCAAUAGAAAGCAAACGGUGUUUCAAGUUUUUAACA
Molecule: messenger RNA, 4279 nt
Organism: Oryza brachyantha (malo sina)
Lineage: Eukaryota; Viridiplantae; Streptophyta; Magnoliopsida; Poales; Poaceae
Exons: 15
Coding region: 171-4022 (1283 amino acids)
Biological process (GO): peptidyl-serine phosphorylation; intracellular signal transduction; protein autophosphorylation
Cellular component (GO): nucleus; cytoplasm
Molecular function (GO): ATP binding; calcium ion binding; calcium-dependent protein serine/threonine kinase activity
Source: RefSeq, a predicted model, not a curated record